Messenger RNA from Magnolia sinica, 4614 nucleotides. RefSeq names its product probable leucine-rich repeat receptor-like protein kinase At1g35710. Gene Ontology annotation, molecular function: ATP binding; protein binding; protein kinase activity. The record is from RefSeq and is a predicted model, not a curated record. Bases 108 to 4529 code for a protein of 1473 amino acids. NCBI's taxonomy places the organism in Eukaryota, Viridiplantae, Streptophyta, Magnoliopsida, Magnoliales, Magnoliaceae. The transcript is spliced from 3 exons. Gene Ontology annotation, biological process: protein phosphorylation.
UCGACAAGUUGAGCUUCCCGUCAUUUCGAAACCUUGUUCAUCUCAAUCUCAGUGGCAACACUCUCACUGGAACCAUCCCAACACAUAUUGGCACUCUUCACAAACUCAUGUCCCUCGAUCUGUCUGCAAAUAAAAUAAGUGGAUCAAUACCCGUGGAAAUAGGGAAUCUUGUGAAUUUGAAUGAGCUAGUCUUGUCCAUUAACCAUCUAGAUGGUUCCAUCCCUUCCACUUUAGGGAACUUGUCCAUGCUUACAAUUUUGUAUUUAUUCAAAAAUCAGAUUUCAGGUAGAAUUCCUGCAGAACUAGGGAAUCUCAAGAGUUUAGUUGAGACAUCUUUGCGCAGUAACAAUCUAAGUGGUCCAAUCCCUCCUGCUUUAGGUAAUUUAACAAACCUUAGACUAUUGUUCCUCUACAGCAAUCAAAUUUCUGGUUCAAUUCCUCCACAAUUUGGGAAUUUAAUGAAUCUCAACAAUCUUGAUCUGUCCAAUAACAGUCUAACAGGUUCUAUCCCUUCCACUUUAGGGAACUUGACAAAGCUGACAGUCCUCUACCUCUUUCAAAAUCAAAUUUCUGGUUCUAUUCCUCUAAAACUUGGGAAUUUAAUGAGUCUCAAUAAGCUAACAUUAGACCGAAACAAUCUAACUGGUCCAAUCCCUCCUGCUUUGGGUAAUUUGAGAAACCUUACAAUUUUGUAUCUCUACAGCAACCAAAUUUCUGGUUCAAUACCUCCACAAUUUGGGAAUUUAAUGAAUCUCAAGAAUCUUGAUCUGUCUGAUAACAUUCUAACAGGUUCUAUCCCUUCCACUUUAGGGAACUUGACAAAGCUGACAGUCCUCCACCUCUUUCAAAAUCAAAUUUCUGGUUCAGUUCCAACAGAACUCGGGAAUUUAAUGAAUCUAAAUAAGCUAUCAUUGUAUAAUAACAGUCUGAGUGGUUCGAUCCCUCCUGCUUUGGGUAAUUUGUCCAUGCUCACAAUUUUGUAUUUAUCCAAAAAUCAGUUUUCAGGCACAAUUCCUGCAGAAUUAGGGAAUCUCAAGAAUUUGGUUGAGCUGACGUUGUACCGAAACAAUCUGACUGGUCCCAUCCCUCCUGCUUUGGGGAACUUGUCCAUGCUCACAAUUUUGUAUUUAUACACAAAUCAGAUUUCAGGUACAAUUCCUGCAGAAUUAGGGAAUCUCAAGAAUUUAAUUAAGUUGAUGUUGUACCAAAACAAUCUGACUGGUCGGAUCCCUCCUGCUUUGGGUAAUUUGAGAAACCUUACAAUGUUGUUCCUCUACAGCAAUCAAAUUUCUGGUUCAAUUCCUCCACAAUUUGGAAAUUUAAUGAAUCUCGACAAUCUUGAUCUGUCCAAUAACAGUCUAACAGGUUCUAUCCCUUCCACUUUAGGGAACUUGACAAAGCUGACAGUCCUCUACCUCUUUCAAAAUCUAAUUUCUGGUUCUAUUCCUUCAGAACUUGGGAAUUUAAUGAGUCUCAAUAAGCUAUUAUUGUAUAAUAACAAUCUGAGUGGUUCGAUCCCUCUGGCUUUGGGUAAUUUGUCCAUGCUCACAAUUUUGUAUUUAUCCAAAAAUCAGUUUUCAGGCACAAUUCCUGCAGAAUUAGGGAAUCUCAAGAAUUUGGUUGAGCUGACGUUGUACCAAAACAAUCUGACUGGUCGGAUCCCUCCUGCUUUGGGUAAUUUGAGAAACCUUACAAUGUUGUUCCUCUACAGCAAUCAAAUUUCUGGUUCAAUUCCUCCACAAUUUGGAAAUUUAAUGAAUCUUGACAAUCUUGAUCUGUCCAAUAACAGUCUAACAGGUUCUAUCCCUUCCACUUUAGGGAACUUGACAAAGCUGACAGUCCUCUACCUCUUUCAAAAUCUAAUUUCUGGUUCUAUUCCUCCAGAACUUGGGAAUUUAAUGAGUCUCAAUAAGCUAUUAUUGUAUAAUAACAAUCUGAGUGGUUCGAUCCCUCCUGCUUUAGGUAAUUUGUCCAUGCUCACAAUUUUGUAUUUAUCCAAAAAUCAGUUUUCAGGCACAAUUCCAGCAGAAUUAGGGAAUCUCAAGAAUUUGGUUGAGCUGACGUUGUACCAAAACAAUCUGACUGGUCGGAUCCCUCCUGCUUUGGGUAAUUUGAGGAACCUUACAAUUUUGUAUCUCCACAGCAACCAAAUUUCUGGUUCAAUUCCUCCACAAUUUGGGAAUUUAAUGAAUCUCGACGUUCUUGAUCUGUCCAAUAACAGUCUAACAGGUUCUAUCCCUUCCACUUUAGGGAACUUAACAAAGCUGACAGUCCUCAAGCUCAUUAAAAAUCAAAUUUAUGGUUCAGUUCCACUAGAAAUAGGGAAUUUAAUGAAUCUCAAGGGGAUUGACAUGUCCUUUAACCCUCUAAUAGGUUCUAUCCCUCCUACUUUUGGAAACUUGACCAAGCUGACUUUUUUGUCCCUUAUUUACUGUCAAUUAUCUGGUUCCUUGCCUCAAGAAAUGACAAACAUGACAAGUCUUUCUGAACUCUACCUGGGUGACAACAACUUCUCUGGAUACUUGCCUCAGUUAUGCCAUGGUGGAUCUCUUCAAAAAUUCACUGUCCCAAACAACCAUUUCACUGGUGAGAUCCCAAGGAGCUUCAGAAACUGCACCAGCUUAACAAGAGUUCUACUCAAUGGAAACCGACUCACUGCAGAUGUAUCGAAAGCCUUUGGUGUAUACCCGCAUCUCACAUACAUGGACGUCAGUGACAACAUGCUGUUUGGUGAACUCUCACCGAACUGGGGAGAAUGCCAAAACCUGAUGAAGCUCCAAUUCUCCAGGAACAUGAUCACCGGUAGAAUUCCUCAAGAGAUUGGGCAGUUGACACAGCUAGGUGUGCUUGGUCUUUCUUCAAACUAUCUAGUAGGAGAGAUUCCAAAGGAAUUUGGGAGGCUGACUUCUUUGUUCAACUUGACUUUAAAUGAUAACCAGCUUUCUGGUCAGUUACCCCAAGAGAUUGGAAACCUAUCCAAUUUGGAGGUUCUUGACUUGUCAAUGAAUCACCUAAGUGGUCCAAUACCACCUCAAUUAGGGGAUUGCUCUAAACUCCAGUAUCUCAAAUUGAGCCAAAAUGUUUUGAAUGGAAGCAUUCCUUUUCAGAUCGGUAACCUAGUAUACCUACAGGGCUUACUAGAUCUAAGUCAUAACUCCCUCAAUAGAGAGAUAUCACCACAACUCGCAAAAUUGGUUAGGCUGGAAAAGUUAAAUCUCUCCCGCAACAUGCUGUCAGGAUCCAUUCCGCCUUCUUUUCAAGAGAUGGUUAGCUUGCAAUCCAUUGAUUUUUCAUACAAUGCUUUGGAAGGUCCGCUUCCUAAAAGCAAAAGCUUUCAAAAGGCUCCUGCAGAGGCAUUCAUAAAUAACAAGGGCUUAUGUGGUGAAGUGCAAGGUUUGAGACCUUGCAAUACCUCUUCAAUCAGUCAUGGCGAUGUGAGGAAAGGCCAUAGAGUUGUGGUCCUCAUUAUUCUUCCUCUCUUGGUGGCGUUGUUUUUGUUAUUUGUAAUCCUUGGCAUUUCUUCCAUUUAUUACCAAAGAAGAAAAAAUAUAGAGAAAGGAGUUCUUGAGAGGAGCACUAGAAAUCCAUUUUCAAUAUGGAAUUAUAAUGGAAAUGUUGUGUUUGAAGACAUUGUGGAGGCAACAGAGGGUUUUGAUGACAAAUACUGCAUUGGAACUGGAGGGUAUGGAAAAGUUUACAGAGCAAAUCUACCGACGGGCCAAGCAUUAGCUGUGAAGAAACUUCGCCAGCUAGAAGGUGGUGAUCAUUCUGAUCAAAGAAGUUUUAGAAAUGAGAUAAGUGCAUUAACUGAAAUCCGUCAUCGCAACAUUGUGAAGCUUUAUGGUUUUUGCUCACACGCUCGAUGCUCAUUUCUAGUCUAUGAGUACAUGGAAAAGGGAAGCUUGGCAAGCAUCCUAAGUAAUGAUGAACGAGCUGCACAAUUAGACUGGACUCUGAGGGUGAAGAUUAUUAAAGGUGUAGCCUAUGCUUUAUCUUAUAUGCACCAUGAUUGCACCCUGCCAAUUGUCCAUCGAGACCUAUCAAGCAAAAAUGUUCUGUUGAAUUCAGAACUUGAGGCUAGUGUCUCUGAUUUCGGCACUGCGCGAUUGCUGAUACCGGAUUCGUCCAAUUGGACCACGCUCGUAGGCACAUAUGGAUACAUUGCUCCAGAGCUUGCAUAUACAAUGAGGGUGACUGAAAAAUGCGACGUAUAUAGCUUUGGUGUUGUGGCACUUGAAGUGAUGAUGGGAAGGCAUCCUGGGGAGCUCAUCUCCUCUUUGUCAUCACCAAAUAGAGAUGAUACACUGCUAAAGGAUAUGCUGGACCAACGUCUCUCUGAUCCUACGGUGGAGGUUGCACAGGAGGUCAUAUUUGCUGUGUCAAUGGCACUUGCAUGCAUUCGGCCAGAUCCAAACUCUCGGCCAACCAUGCACCAUGUGGCUCAGGAGCUAUCUGUUGGUGGGCCUUCUUUCUCUCUGGAGUCAUUUCAUGCACUUACAUUAUGUCAACUGAUGAAUCUCAAGAUAUAAUCGGGUGUGUGAAAAUUAUUGAGGUUGUGGGCGUGUAAUGGUCAGAACAUUAUUACUGUGUGUCUAUUGUAUGAAAAUAAUCAAG